This is a messenger RNA of Nerophis ophidion (straightnose pipefish), 3507 nucleotides long. It is a transcript of the gene mpp4b, whose product is annotated as MAGUK p55 scaffold protein 4b. Gene Ontology annotation, molecular function: protein binding. The record is from RefSeq and is a predicted model, not a curated record. The coding region runs from base 377 to 2269 and encodes 630 amino acids. Gene Ontology annotation, cellular component: adherens junction; plasma membrane. Lineage: Eukaryota; Metazoa; Chordata; Actinopteri; Syngnathiformes; Syngnathidae. The transcript has 22 exons.
UUUUAAGAAUUGGCACCUGAAUAAUGCUCCCUGUGGAGCAUUCUCCUCUUUUAACAGCUCUGCCUGAAAGAGUUAAGAAGAUUUGUCAGCUCCACGGCAACCAGCCACCCGGCAAGGUGGGAGGGGAGGGGAGACUGGCUUCCGGUGGCCCAGUGGCAGCAGGCUCUCUUGCGCGGGAUUAAGUGGGAUCUGGAGAGAUUACAGCUCCCUCACUUCUCAUAGUUUGAUGACAGUGCCGCUUCGUCCUCUACCGAGUCUCUAUUUCACCAGCAAAAUAUUCUGCGACUGGACUGAUGCAAGAGGCUACAACAUCUGGAAGAUAGAAGCUUGUGGCGUCUUUAAAGAUUUGUACGUGGAGGUUGAGGGUUAAGUGACCAUGAGGCAGGCGGUGGAGGCUCAGGUGUUAAGCCCUCACUGUGAACUCGGAGAACACGGCCUUCGUCAGAUCCUGACAGAUGUGGUGGAGGAGGUGAGGCGCACGCUGAAUCAGGACAUCGAUGGAGCAGAGAUUCUCCACAGUCUUCUCAAUGCCUCCUGGCUGCAGUCGCUGCUGAAGGUUUACGAGUGUCUUCAAAGGUACCUGAGAGACUCCCCAGAACCAGCACUGGACUAUGCCUCUGGACUCUCUUUUCAGCUGCUGAUCGACAUCAAGGCGCUGCCUGGCUGUUCUGAGGAAGCCAAGGAGCUUGACAGACUCUUGCGACAGCCUCACUUGCAGGCUUUGCUUUCUGCGCAUGACACGGUCGCCCAGAAAGACUAUGACCCGGUGUUGCCACCCAUGCCAGCUGAUGUUCCAGAUGACGAGGAAGCCACCAGGAUCGUCUGCCUGGUCAAGAACAAGCAACCGCUGGGGGCAACGAUAAAGAGAAAUGACAUCACCGGGGAGAUUUUUGUGGCUCGGGUGAUUCACGGAGGUCUGGCCGAUCGCAGUGGUCUACUCCACUCGGGGGACCGGAUCAUAGAAGUGAAUGGGUUUCCAGUGGAUGGCUUGGAGCCAGAACAAGUCAUUCAACUUGUGCAGGCAGGAGCGCACGGCACCAUCAUGUUCAAAGUGGUUCCCAUCACCGACAGGCCGAUUCACAACUACACCAUGCUGCACGUGCGAGCUAUGGUGGACUACAGCCCGCAGCAGGACCCCACCAUCCCCUGUGCAGACGCUGGCAUGCACUUCAAGAAAGGUGACAUCCUGGAGAUCGUAGACCAGACCGACGCCCUCUGGUGGCAGGCCACAAAACUGCCCAACAGCACCGCCUGCGCGGGCCUUAUUCCCUCCAGCAACUUGCUGAAACGGAAGCAAAGAGACUUCCUGUGGUCUGAGCCUUACCAAGCGCACGCCUGCAUUCACACACUGAGCACUGUGGAGGAAGAGGAGGACCUAAACGCCAUUGAUGAGAAAUGUGUCGAAGCAGAUGAGGAAGCUUUUGAAUCUGAGGAACUCAGAGACGAGGGUGAUGACUUAAGCAGCAACUUUGUGGGCGUGUACUUAGCUGGGUUCAGGCACAGCUUGCGUCUCUGUCGCAGGCGGCGCAGCACCGCCCUGACGUCCUGCCCCACCCACUGUCCUAAUAGCUGCAACAGCGCCCUCAUCUGCACCUAUGAGGAGGUGGUGCGCUACCAGCGCAGCAGAGAGGAUGUGCACCGUCUCAUCGCCCUCCUAGGUCCGUCAGGUGUGGGAGUCAAUGAACUGCGCAGGUCCCUGAUUGAAAUGAAUCCCAACACAUUCCAAGGCGCAACACCUCACACAACAAGAGCACCCAAAGGAUACGAGGAGUUCGGCAGAGAAUAUCACUUCACCAGCCGAGAGGUCUUUGACAACAUGGUGUACAAAAACAGGUUCCUGGAGUACGGCGGCUAUAAAGGGAAUCUGUACGGCACGAGCAGGGAAGCAGUGAAGGACGUUUUAAACAGCGGGAAGAUCUGUGUGAUUGACAUAGAACCAAAUGCCAUUCAGGCGGUGAGAACACAUGACCUGCGGGCGUACAUCAUCUACGUGAAGCCGCCGCCGCCGGAGCAACUGAGGGAGACCAGACAGAACUCCUACAUCACCACUGACUACCACAUCAACCGCCCGUUCAAAGAUGAAGACUUCCAGGAGAUGGAGGAGGCCGCCCACAAGAUGGAGUCGCACUUCGCUCAGUUCUUUGAUCAUGUGAUCGUCAACGAGGACUUGCAGGAGUCCUGUCUCCAGUUGCUGACAGCCGUACAAGAGGCGCAGGAAGAGCCACAGUGGGUUCCUGCAAGCUGGAUACGACCCUCCACAGACUCCUAAAAGACGUACACUCACAACCUGCGACACUUCUAUGCACGCCAAUUUUAACACAAGAUCUUGUCGUUAUGUUCUUUACUUUUAUAUACCUGCACAAAAACAGUAUUGCCUCGCUCUCAAAUCGACUUCUGUCAGUACACUUCAGUUAGCGCACUGAGGGCUCCAGUUUUGACCGUGUGCAUAGUGCACUUACCCUAAAGUCAAAAUUAAAGUAGCAAUGAUUGUCACACACACACACACACACACACACACACACACACACACACACACACACACACUAGGUGCGGUGAAUUUAUUCCCUGCAUUUGACCCAUCACCCUUUAUCAUUUGAGAGGAGCAGUGGGCAGCAGCGGUGGCCACGGCCGGGAAUAAUUUUUGGGGACUUAACCCCCAAUUCUAAGGAUACUAGCAAUGUUUACUCGCUUCCUCUUCUACUUCUUUUUAAUUAGCACCCGAGCAGCAAAACCUGUGAAGUCCCUAUCAAAUUUGCUUUCUUUUAUCAAUCUCCUCCCACUUCAAUCAGACUAUUGCAGCUUUUAAUAUGCACGAAAACUCACUUUUUUUGCAAACGCGUCCGGUCUGGCAACAUUUUGGAGAUUUUAGGGUUCCCGAACACAAAUUGGCCUUCAAGUGCAGGGGUGUACAACUGUGAUAGGGCCACAUCACAGUUAUGGUUGCCCUCAGAGGGCCACUUUUAACCAUGAGUAAUAUAUGAAAAUAUAUUUAUAUGUAUACAUAUAUAUAUAUAUAUAUACAUAGUGAAGUGAAUUAUAUUUAUAUAGCGCUUUUCUCUAGUGACUCAAAGCUCUUAUACAUAGUGAAACCCAAUAUAUAAGUUACAUUUAAACCAAGGACACAACGGCAGUAACUAGGAUGGCGGGAGCAAGGAUCGAACCUGCAACCCUCAAGUUGCUAGCACGGCCACUCUACCAACCCAGCCAUACCGCCCCAUCUAUGUAUAUAUGAUACAUUUACAAUAUAUUUUUUUACAUAAGCUGAAAAAAAUAUUUAAAUUAGACUUUAAAAACUGGCAGCUCAGUCAGCAGAAUUGUACAGUAAAAGCUGUGUUGUUUUUGACUACAUAUAAAAAAAUGGAAUAAAUGGAAUGGAAUGGGAGGAACUCAAAGUAAAGCCGAUGCUCCUUCACAUCGAGAGGAGCCAGAUGAGGUGGUUCGGGCAUCUGGUCAGGAUGCCACCCGAAAGCCUCCCUAGGGAGGUGUUUAGGGCACGUCCAACCCGUA